AAAUAUGAAAAUAUAAUAUGAGAGGAUUUGAGUGUUGUUGCCGACAGGAUUCUUAGACAUUUGCCUCGGAUCCUCGGCUUUUUUUUUUUGACUAUCACCAUGGCAGCAGCAAAGAUGACCUUACGGCUACGCAAGAAGAGUGCCCUGGACAAGUCCUCUGAGGUUUUGUCUGCCGAGGCGUCUCCAGACUCUAAGUGCCCCAUCUGUCUGGACCGAUUCAACAACAUGGCCUACCUCGAUCUCUGCUUGCACAAGUUCUGCUUCCGCUGCAUCCACGAGUGGUCCAAGAACAAAGCCGAGUGCCCGCUAUGCAAGCAGCCAUUCAACUCUAUCUAUCACAGUAUACAAUCAGAGAAGGACUUCAAGAAGUAUGACCUGCGGCCCACGGAGAACGGUUCCUUUGGGAGUUUCGCAGGGGAACGGUUCCGCUACCGCACCACGCUGACGGGGGCGCGUCGGCAGGACCAGAGAAGAACAUCCCCUCCCCCCGACAACGGGGUCAUGUUCGAGGCCCUAACGGGGGCUUCCCCCCCUCCUCGACAGGACCGAGGCCUCCGCCGCAUGAUGGCGCGCCUGGCGGCCAGGAGGCGGGCAGAAAGCGAGGGCCGGACCGUGCGCAGCCUCCGUGAGCAGGAGAUGAUCAAGUUCAGACGGGCGCUCUACCGGCGAGGGGUGCGAGUGCGGAGCGUGCGAGACGGUGGCCGUUCCCGGGACAUCUCGGCGGAGUUCUUUCAGAAGAACCCGGCCUGCCUGCACCGCCUGUUGCCCUGGCUGAAGAGAGAGCUGGUGGUGCUGUACGGCGCUCACGGCUCCCUGGUCAACAUCGUGCAGCACAUUAUCAUGUCCCGCAUCACCCGCUAUGACAUGGAGGACCGGGCCAUCCACGAGGAGCUGCAGCCCUUCCUCCAGGCCCGCACCGAUCACUUCCUGCAUGAGUUUGUCAACUUCGCCCGAGCACCCUUCAACAUGGAGGCCUACGACCAGCAUGCCGUCUACGACUGCCCUGCGCCGUCCUCGGACGAGGGCAGCAGCUCCAACUCCUCGGUGAUUGCCAUCUCAGAGGAUGAGGAGGAGGGCGAUUCUGUGGAGCUGGACCCCCCGGGGGACCCCAUGUCCGGGGGCGCCCUGAGCCAGUCAACAUGGGACGACGAGACACCCGGACCUUCGUACUCCACAACAGAACCCACCAGGGCCCUGCUGCUAUCCAUCAGAGACUCGGACUCAGAGAGCAGUGUGGGGGAGGAGUGCGGAGCAGUGUUACAGCCAAAGGCCCCUCGCCUGACUGCGGACUCUGCUUGGGUGAAAACCGACAAGGAAGGACAGGCGUGUACCUCCUCUGGCGAUGAGGAUUGCAUCAUCGUGGGCUUUGUAAAACCCCUUGCUGAAAGGACUCCGGAGCUGGUCAAGCUGUCCUCUGACUCAGAGGAGUCUGUUCUGGAGGAGAUCAAAGAUGAAGUGCCCAGGCUGCUUCAACACAUCCGCUUCACCAGCCUUAGCCCCGCCUCCUCUCAAGGCCAAUGUCCUGGGAAGGCAGAGGGGGUGGAAAGGAAGCAAGAUGUAUCGUGCUCCAAGGAGAGACGUAACACCUCACCCUCAAUUAGAUGUGAGACAUCAUCCAGUAAGUCAGCAAGCAAAAACAGAGGACAAACUGAGAAAGACGGCAGGAGAUGUCACAGUCGAGAUAGAUCUAGAGAGAGGCCACGGUCGAGAAGCAGAGACCGGGGGAGGAGGUCCAGGAGCGCCGACCGCAGCCGCUCGACCAAGAGCCCGGCUAUCUCCAUCAACAGCGACAGCACUCUGUCCAGAGGCAGGAGGCAGUCACGCUCCCAAAGCCGCGACCGCUCCCACACUAAAUGGGAGAAGACGAGGGACAAUAAAGAUAGCAGCCGAUCAGGCCGCAGCCACGACUCAUCGUCGCACUCCUAUCACUGGCACUACUACAGCCGGGAGAGUGAGAGGGACAGCAGUGCCACGCUCUACACAGAGAGGAGGUCCUACUACUCCAGCUCACACAGGAACAUCGAUUGCAGGUCCCCGAGCCAGAGUCCUGAUUCCCACCGGCGGGAUAAGAGGCGCUCCAGAAGUCGUUCCAGCACCUGUUCGCUGUCCGGCGCUCACAGGAAGUCUCGUCACGAGAAGCCCAGCGGGAAGAGAAAGUACAAAUCGAGACACCUGGAGGAACCUGCCCCCAAAGACCAGUCCUCCAAAGCCCUCGACGAGCCUCCCUCCUCCACCACCUCGUCCUAUGUGAAAGACAAGAAGAAGAGCAAAGAGAAGCGUCACAGGAAGUCCAAGGAGAAGUCUGGGGGGAAGAGGAGCAGGAGCCUCAGCGUGGAGAUCAUCUUUGAGGGCAGCUCCUCGGAGCAAACCAGGAAGCACCAGAAGAAGAAGAAGAAGCACAAGAAGAAGGGCAAGAGGCACAGGAGCAAAGACCGCACAGGGUCCAGGAAACACUCGCCCACUGUCAUUACCAUAGACAGCGACAGUGACCAACAUACUGCCGCAGGCGCUAACGAUGCUAACCACACCUGCCCGGUAAGCAGCAGCACAAGCAACAGCGUGCUAGCGCCUAGCACAACCACCACCACAGGCAACCCUGCAGACUCUGGCCUGCUGGAGUCCAUGUUACAAGACUGGGAACAGCAGAUUCCACCUGUGGGUCUGGACAGUGGAGUGCUGGAGGCCAAGCCUCCUAUAAAUGUUGCUGCUGCUUCUGACACACCCACACAUAGUGAGGGGGUUCUGUCCCAAUCUGCCUCUGCGGAUGAGGCGAACUCUCAUAGCCCUUCAAAUGACAACACAAGUCAUUUUUUGGAAGAAUCAUAAUGCUGGCCUCGGUGGGUAGGAAGACAUUUAAUUUAAAAUUAAAAGUUUAAAAGUUAGUUUUACACCUCACUAUGUAGGAUAUUUUAUAUCUACUGUUCUGCCAAAAGGUGCUCUUUCAUUUGGGAUGUGCCACUUUGCUGUAUGAGGUUAAAAAAAAGGGGGGGGGGGGGGUUAAAGAUUGGGGUUUAUUUGUCUUAUUUACAGUGACUGUCUGUAAAGGCCUACAUUUAAAAAGUAUUUGUAUAAAAUACUUCAACUAAUUUCUUAUCAGUCAUUCAUUUCUAUGCAUCAUUCUCAGGGAUAACAUGGGCAAUAAAGCUGAUGUAGCUUGUACCGUUGUGUUGAAACCAAACAACUUUUCUACCUGCUGCUCAUGUAGUCUGAUGGAAACUGCUCUUAAUACUGGCCAAUAAAUCAACAUGGGAAAGACUGUUGUUGUAACUGUGGAGUUGUAAAUAGUAAUAAAUGUUUCUAAACUGAAA
This is a messenger RNA of Oncorhynchus kisutch (coho salmon), 3308 nucleotides long. RefSeq names its product E3 ubiquitin-protein ligase Topors. The transcript has 2 exons. Gene Ontology annotation, biological process: protein polyubiquitination; protein monoubiquitination. Gene Ontology annotation, molecular function: ubiquitin protein ligase activity. The record is from RefSeq and is a predicted model, not a curated record. Bases 100 to 2826 code for a protein of 908 amino acids. NCBI's taxonomy places the organism in Eukaryota, Metazoa, Chordata, Actinopteri, Salmoniformes, Salmonidae.